UGUCGUACUUAGUACUAGAAGCAAGCAACCAAAUUAUUUCAGGGAAGAAGAUAAGCACCAUUAAUCAGCACUGCCCCGGGCGCCCGGCCCCUCUCCCGCGCGGGCUCCCCACGUUUACCAAACCGUGACAAAAGUCCGCCAUGCCGGAACCACCACGACCGUGCGCCGUUCCGCGUUAUAAACCGCCUCCCGCGGCCCAGCCCCACAGAAACCCCCUAAGCCAGCCAAGGCAACCUCCCUCUGCCCGCCCCAGACGGAGACGCACACGCUCACGAGGUCCGUGCGCUCCCUCGAUCGCAUGGCCGCGCCGGCGAUCAGCCUCCGGCGCGCGGAGCUGUGCGCCGCCGCCGUGUCGGCCGCGGACGCGGCGUCGUGGUGGUGCGCGGUGGCGCUCGUCGCGCUCGUGCUGCUGGGCGCGCUCAGCGCGGAGACCGCGGACGGCGACGGGGAAGGCGCCGCGGCGUACUUCCGCGGCCCGCGGCUCGGCGGCGCGGCGGCGCGGCCGUGCGACGAGGUGUACGUGGUCGGGGAAGGCGAGACGCUGCACACCAUCAGCGACAAGUGCGGCGACCCGUUCAUCGUGGAGAGGAACCCGCACGUGCACGACCCCGACGACGUCUUCCCGGGGCUCGUCCUCGCGCUCCGGCCGACCAAGAACACCUAGGCCUUGGCCGUCUGACAUGCUGCUGCUCCGUGCGCGCGCGCCGGGGUGAGCGCGGAGACCUCGAAGAGUUCUGCUGUGCCCCCUGCGCUGCUUCUUUUCCUUGGUUGCUUUGAUCCUUUCCUUGUCAACUGCCCAUCUUCAUCUUGAUGAAGUUUCUUAUGAGAGGGGAGAAAAUGGCAACUUGUAUAUAUUAAGAGGAUGUUGAGAGUUUUAUAUGAGUACAAAUUGAGUUGAA
This is a messenger RNA of Triticum urartu, 899 nucleotides long. RefSeq lists its product as uncharacterized. Lineage: Eukaryota; Viridiplantae; Streptophyta; Magnoliopsida; Poales; Poaceae. The record is from RefSeq and is a predicted model, not a curated record.